UCCACCUCCUUCCCCUCACUGCAACUUUGAUGGCAGACCCCUCCAUGUAUAACUUCUUCAGCCAGAGCCAACCUUCUGCGGCCAAACCCACCAAGCAUGCUACAACUACGCCCACUACCUCAUCUCCAUGACGUUUUCCUUGCCUCUACUGUCCCCGGCAGUUUGACACUUCUCAAGCUCUUGGCGGCCAUCAGAAUGCUCACAAGCGUGAGCGAGCUGCUGCUUGGGAAAACUUUCAGGCCGCCAACCAGCAGCAAUACCACCCACGUCCCCAGUGCGCCACUUAUCAACAGCAACAACCCACCUCAUCGAUAUCAUUUCCCCACUCUCCGGGCGUGUACCGUACUGCGGGUGCAGCCGUGUUUGUUGAGAAGUGGCUGGAGCCCAUCCAGCCGCAGCCGCACCAGCACCAGCUUCUUCCUUCCAGCUCGGUCCCUCAGAGCUUUCUGGGCGUUUCGACUGCCAGUGCUCUCUCCCCUACCACUGACAUGGAUGAUUCUGCCAAUAUGGACCUCACCCUUCGCCUUUGAAGGACCGAGCUGGAAGAAAGGCGCUGGUACUGGUGCUUCUGCGGUUGGAUGGGCUCCAGCCACUUCUCGAUCAUCACGGCUGCACCCGCGGUAUGCUACAUGCCCAAAAAGUAGGGAAAUGGUAUCGAUGAGGUGGGUUGUUGCUGUUGAUAAGUGGGGAACUGAGGAUGUGGGUGGUAUUGCUUCUGGUUGGCGGCCGGAAAGUUUUGCCGAGCUGCGGCCCGCUCGCGCUUGUGAGCACUCUGAUGGCAGCCGAGAGCUCGAGGAGUGUCAAACUACCGGGGACAGUAGAGGCAAGGAAAACGUUGCGGAGAUGAGGUGUUGGACGGAGCUGCUGCAUGCUUUUAGAGGAAAAAGAAGGGAAGGGAAAAUGGACGCCAUAGAUACCGUCUUCGAUCCUUUGAGGGACUUCGCCAAGGACAGCGUUCGCCUUGUCAAGAGGUGCCGCAAGUCCGACGGCAAACAAUUCACCAAGGUGGCGUUCCGUAUGACGAUCGGCUUUGUGGUGAUAGGAUGCGUAGGGUUUUUCGUUAAGCUCAUCUUCAUCCCCAUCAAUAACAUCAUCGUCGGAUCCGGUUAGACAAGGUUGCCUGUAGCAAAGAAAGAAGAGUCGGGACCAAAACGUCUUCAAACGGAGGUCCAGUAGGGAAACGGUAAGUCGGUUUUGGAGUCCAGAACCAUAGCCAUGGCCUGGUUCUGGUGUUGUUGGUACAACCGUACAAGGCUACAAGUGAAGAAGGGAGAUGCCGAUUUCGAAUUUGAAAGGCACGCUGAUCAGGUUUUGUGUUUUGCCAGGUUCUAGUCUUUCUGUUGGAGAGUGGAGCAGAGCAAAGGCACCUUAUAAAAAUUUUGGGUUUAG
Molecule: messenger RNA, 1389 nt
Organism: Rubroshorea leprosula
Lineage: Eukaryota; Viridiplantae; Streptophyta; Magnoliopsida; Malvales; Dipterocarpaceae
Source: the annotation of a GenBank genome assembly